Adineta steineri is the source of this 1128-nucleotide messenger RNA. The record is from the annotation of a GenBank genome assembly. Lineage: Eukaryota; Metazoa; Rotifera; Eurotatoria; Adinetida; Adinetidae.
AUGACUUCUGCAUUAUAUUAUCAAUCAAUGAUAGUACCUCCACAACAACAACAGCAGCAACAACAACAAACUCCGCAAAUACCUAUGUAUUAUCAUCCACAACAACAUCAAUCACAACUAAUACAACAACAACAAGCUCAUCAUAUGCUUCCAUCAUCACAAGUACAAAAUCGUGAGCAACAUCAUCAACCAAAAGAGUUGCAUAAACCAAAAGGUCGAAUGAGUGCAUAUACAUUUUUUGUCCAAAAAUGUCGAGAUGAACAUCGAAAAGCAUAUCCAAAUGAAAAUGCAAAUUUUAGUGAAUUUUCAAAGAAAUGUGCUGAAAAAUGGAAGACAAUGACUGAAAGUGAUAAAACAAAAUUUGCUGCACAAGCUGAAGCUGAUAAACAACGAUUUGAACGUGAAAUGGCUGUUUAUCAACCUGGUGAAAAACGAACGAAAAAAAAGAAAAAAGAUCCACUCGCACCAAAACGACCAUUAUCAGCGUUUUUUCAUUAUUGUAAAGAAGAACGACCAAAAUUAAAAGCAUUAAACGCAAGUUUAUCUGUCGGUGAAAUAGCAAAAGAAUUAGGUGAUAGAUGGAAUCAUACAGCACCUGAAGGAAAACUAACUUAUGAAGAAUCAGCACAACGAGAUAAAGAAAGAUAUGAAAAAGAAAUGACUGAAUUUAAAUUAGCAAAUAAAAAAGCAGCAAAAUCAAAUUCAGCAUCUCAGGUAUUACCACCGCCACCACCACCACCACAACAACAGCAUCAUUCUGAGCAACAAAUGAGGAUACACCAGGAUCAACAACAACAACAACAACGACAGUACUCUUCUCCGUCAUAUCAAUUACCAACAUUUAAUCCAAUGCAAUCUUUUCAACCACAAGCUUUUGCUCCAAUGAAUAACUUCCAAGAUAAUAGUUUGACAAACUCUCUUUUUCCUCACUAUAAUGCUUAUUCAUUACCAAUGCCACAUAACAAUGUUCAAAUGCAACAAUUUCAAACUUUACAACCACCACAACAUCAUGUUCAACAUCAAACGUAUCAGACAUUAACAUCAGUUAAUAAUAAUCGACAUGACGAUGAUGAUGAUAAUUGUGAUGAUAAUAAUAAUAAUAAUACAGAAUCCGAGGAUGAAGAAUAA